This is a messenger RNA of Folsomia candida, 1903 nucleotides long. RefSeq names its product glycosylated lysosomal membrane protein A. The transcript is spliced from 9 exons. Bases 331 to 1665 code for a protein of 444 amino acids. Lineage: Eukaryota; Metazoa; Arthropoda; Collembola; Entomobryomorpha; Isotomidae. The record is from RefSeq and is a predicted model, not a curated record. Gene Ontology annotation, cellular component: lysosome.
GUAAAACCUCAGUCUGCUGUUCGAUCUGUUUUGCGUUCAAGUCAAACACAAAGUGGGUUGAUUUUUGAUUGAACCAUUGUUUUCACAAGAGUUGGGAAUAAAAUUUGUUGAUUUGUCUGAUUAAACGACGAGAAAACAAAUAUUUCCAAUAUAAUAAAAUCGAUGAGAUGAUGAGUCUAGUCACAUCUUGUCCAGAUUAGAACGGUGUGUCGUACAACGAAAACUAAGGAGUCGUAAAACUCGUAAAAGAGAAACUUCUACAUAUAUGUGGGCGUAUAACAUAUAAAAUAUUUACUUAUUUAGGUUAUUUUACACGGAAAGUAAAGCUAAAUGUCUUCCCUGCAAUUGCUUUUACUGGGUGCGACCCUGGGACUAUUCGGGCUUAUUGUGUCUACGGAAGGAAUGUCAAAUGGAAGGGAUGACAUGAAAAUAGAAGAAGUUAGGAAGUUCACCACAGUAAUUAAUCCUGGAUGUCAAGUACGGUUCGGUGUUAACUGCUCCGCCUUGACAAACAUGACAUUGCUUCACAUUAAGUCUGAAGGGAAAACUGAUUGCUAUCAUUUCCUUUGGAGUUUCAUCGGGGCUCCGACGCUUCUGAUGGCUCGUACGUCGUUAAACAGUACUCUGAAUGUUAAUUGGGACGAAAUGCUAGAGGAAAAUGUCCCUACUCCAUCCAUCACUUUUAACCCACCAGCACUUUAUAGUUUUGGGUGGAGUUUAGUCAAGAUUUGGAUUGCGGACGACAUCAAUGACGUAGUUCAACUAAAUCAAAUUAAUCAGAGCAUGAUUACUGGAUAUCAGACCAAAAAUUUCAUAUGGGAGAGAUUUGAUAAUAUUUCUUACCAAAAUUCUACUCACUUGAGUUACACGCUGACUGCCAAAAAAUAUAUCCACUACUUUAAUGAAAGCAAACAAGUUUUUGAUUUGGGACCCGAUGGUUAUUUCAAGUUUACGAUUCGAAUGAAGAGUUCCAACGGUUAUAGUGAUGUUCUACCAUACAUGCUUUAUUCUGAGAAUAGCACACAAGUCGACAUUGCGUUUAAUGAUGUUCAGUUGAAUCUGACGGAAACUGACUACCCUGGUCACCCUAGAAUCGGAUUUAAAUAUCUCGUAGUUCAGGGAGCACACUUGAAGGACUUGAAGAAUGAACGUAUGCGAUUGGAGAGGACGAAAACACUGGAUGAUGAACAUACGCCUGGAGUAUUUGAAACUCUUAGUGUCCGGACACCAAUUCUUAACAAAACCGAUCAGAGCUUUAUUCAGUGGAAGCCGAUCUGCUAUACAGGAGAGGUUAGAGACGUCAUUGACUCGGUUGACGUUUGGUCCUAUCCACUUCAAAAUGCUUCCAGUGUCAAUGGUGACGAUAACGUACAAGACUCAAUUUUGUACUCAUAUUAUGGUGCUGAUGUGGAUAGUAUGUUGUUGGAAGCCGUCAAUAUUAGCUUCGGAACACAACAAGAUGGUUUUUACAACAAGACUAAACAUAUUUCAUGGACAUAUUCAACUGGAUUUGGUGAACCUCCACAAGAUUUUGUGUCCACUCUCGUCUUUAUCAUUAUUGGAAUCGGACUAGGAAUUCCAGCUUUAAUCAUCAUUUUAUCUAUUACGUAUGUUUUAGUCAAGAGAUUGAAGCAACCAAGGGACGAUUUAUUAUUGGGUCGCUGAUGGGUAUGUAUAGUCACUGAUGCAGGGUCUAAUUUUCUUCAUACUCAAAAAGACAUUGUAGUGAAACGGUAGGAAAAACGGAAUAAUGUGAUCUGCUUUUAGUGCAUGUUUAAGAAAUGUAUUUUUGCCUUUUGAUAAGGUGCUUGAUAAAUUUUAAUAUGCACUCUUGGAAAAGUCAAACAAUGACGUUUUAAAAGUUGUGAAAAUGAAUGAAUACAUGUGCGCAUUUUAAUUAAAU